Molecule: messenger RNA, 1733 nt
Organism: Planococcus citri (citrus mealybug)
Lineage: Eukaryota; Metazoa; Arthropoda; Insecta; Hemiptera; Pseudococcidae
Product: putative serine protease K12H4.7
Exons: 9
Coding region: 46-1551 (501 amino acids)
Biological process (GO): proteolysis
Molecular function (GO): serine-type exopeptidase activity; dipeptidyl-peptidase activity
Source: RefSeq, a predicted model, not a curated record
CAUUUAAAUUAAAUAGUUGAUUAAGUGUUUAGAAAAGUCGAAAUUAUGAUCACACUGUUUUUAAUUUUUAAUGUCGCGUUUUCUUCGGCUCAUUUGAUCAAUCAAAGAUUUAAAUGGAGUCUCGAUGGAACACACAGUUCGCUACCCGCCUAUCGUGAUCUCGGAUCGAAUGAACAAUCAGAAUUUGAACAAAAAUUAGACCAUUUUGAUCCGAACAAUAAGGUUACAUGGAAACAGCGUUACUGGUCCGACAAUUCGGAUGACAAAAAAAUAAACGAAAGAGCGAUUUUAUUCGUACAUGGUCCAAAUACGCUAUCAAACAUCGAUUACAUUGACACAGAACUGUUAAUUCCUCUGGCGAGAAAUCUAAAAGCUACUCGUUUUUAUUUAGAGCAUCGUUUUUACGGAGAAAGCAGACCUAAAAUUGACACGAGCCCAGAGAAUUUGGUUUACUUGAGCAGCAAACAGGCAUUGGAAGAUAUUGCUUACUUUAUCAAAAACAUCUCCGACAAACAUAAAUUGCAUAAGGAUAUUAAAUGGGUGGUGAUUGGAGUGUCCUAUGGUGGUACAUUGGCCACUUGGGCUCGAUUUAAGUAUCCAGAUUUGAUUCUGAGCGCGACUGCUAUCAAUGCACCUCUAUUGGCUCAAGCGGAUUAUGGAGAAUACUAUGAAAAUGUCGUGGAAUCAUUGACUAAAUGCAAUCCAAAAUGUACUGAGAGAAUUACGCAGGCUAAUCGAGAACUAGAAACCGCAAUUAAAAAUGAAGCAGGUCGUAAGGAUGUUGCUACUAUGUUCAACUUAUGUGACGCAUUGAGCGAAGAUCCCGAUGAUAUAUCGUCCCUUUUUGCCGAAUUGGCUGAAAAUUUUGCUCGAGCUGUAGACUUCAGUGGAAUGAAAAAUAUUUCUCCAAAACCAGCUUGCUCCCUUUCAGACCUAUGCGCCAUCAUGUCAAAUGUAGAUACUCCUCCUCUUACUGCGUACGCAGAAGUGAAUAAGAAAGUUACGGGAAUUUUGGGACUGAAAUGUCUUGAACAUCGUUAUAAGAAUAGAAUUGAAAUUUUGAAAGAUACUAAUUUCACAAACGAAACGAAAAUUAGUAGACAAUGGAUUUACCAAACGUGCACAGAAUUUGGUUACCUUAAAAGCUCCAGCAAGUCAACAGGAAUUUUCGGCGAUCAUUUUCCAGCAACAUUUCUCGCUAAGAGAUGCCAAGAUUUAUUCAAACCCGAAUUCAAUCUCCCUUUCAUCGGAGAAAAAGCUUCCAAGGUAAAUACAGAAUUUAAAGGAUUAGAAAUCAAUGUUAAUAAUACCAUGUUCAUUUACAACUCUGAAGAUCCAUGGCGCAGUUUAUUUAUUAAGGACAGUAAAAAAGGUUUUUACGAAACGCAUAAAAUAGAUCCACCUGCCUGUGUGGCCGUUAACAGGCUGAAUGCAGUAAGCGAAAGCGGGGGAUUGGGGGGAUUUUUUUCUGAAAUUCUCGGAUAUGUUGAGAAAACAAUGGGUUGUGUGCUCAACGAAGGUAACGAUUGUUUCGAAAAAUCGCCUAAAUAAUACAUGGAAUUUUUGCAAAUGCUGAGAACACGAAAAUAUCAAGUUUUUAACGUAUCCUUGAAGUAACUCUCAUAGGUUUGCAAAUCGUUAUACUUUAAUCAAUUGCAUCGAUUUAUAAAUUGUUACACAUGUAUAAUAAGAACAAAUAAAUUAUUGGUGUACUACUGAGUCAUGAAAGUGAA